ACAGGAUGGUCACAGAUGAUAAGAAACAGUAUGUUUAACAACAUGAAUAUGGAGGGUUUGAGUUCUAUGGGUACAUCAUUAGCCAGCAUGGACAGUGUUAUCAAAGAUGGAGUGCCUGAUACUGCUAAUAACAGUAUACCAUACAAAGCAAAGAUCUUUGAGCAUUACAGUACUGAAGGAUCUUCAGUGAACAUGGGUAAUUUCAAGGCUCAGUGCAAAUACUGUUUGCUUUAUAUUUCUGCUUCUACCAAGACCACAUCUAACCUCCUAACACAUUUAAAGAGAAAACAUAAAGAGCAAUAUUGUGCCUACCUAUCAUCUUGUAACCGAAGCCUGCAGCCUAUCAACAAGAACAGACCAAAAUUUAAGGUUCCGGGACUAACAGCAGAAAGAAGAAUUCUAUCGAAAAAUUCCUCAGGAUCAGUGUCCCAAGCAGAGGCGAUGCCAUUUUUCAGGACGAUGGAUUCUUCUAAUAUCGGCAUUAGCAACAAUAUAAUUCCAAGUGGAAUUAAUAUUUCUAAUGUGUCCAGACAAGUAAUGUUUUCUGAAGUUGCUAGCACGGCCACCUUGCCAGCAUCUUCUAACCAGGCUGCCAGUAGUGUCUCAAAUUUCAUUCCUCCAUAUAUGCGCAGGAUGUACCAUAGCAACCCGCUGACCUCUAGUUGUAGUAGUCAAGAUCUCCAAAUGCCUCAGGCUAAUGGGGGCAGCAGACAACCAGAAAUUACACAAAGUGGCAUUACCGCUGCUGAUGAUAUAAACAAGAGCAGUAAAGGAAAGUUGGAAAAGACAUUAGCAGAUGCUGUUGUGUGCUUAUUGGCUGAGAAUCUGAUGCCAUUCAAAGUUUUAGAAACUGAGAGCUUCAAAGAAUUUGUUAAUGUUAUGAAUGCUUCUUGUAUGCUGCCAUCUAAACUAGAAUUGACUUCAACCUACUUUCCAAACAAGCAAGAACAAUUGCAAUUAAAUAUUACUCAGAAACUAAAUAAUAUUCUCUCAAUCUGUAACACCUUUGACAUGUGGUCCCACAAAGGAUACUCAUUUGUGGGAAUGACAAUUCAGUUUAUAAGCGACUGGAAAGCAUACACAGCACUUCUGGCCUGCAAACGUUCACAGGUUAGAUUUACUAAUGAAGAGGUUCUUCAAUUCUACCAAGAAACAUUGUAUGAAUUUAAUCUGUCAGACAAGGUGGAGAAUGUCAUUACAGGUAGUACCUUCAAUGAGAUAAAGUCUUUGAAGGUGGAACUGCCAGGAUUUGAAGGAAGCAUUGAUACUUUAGAAAAUGAAAAUAAUAUAGAAGCUAACUCUGUGUUUCAUUAUAACCCGGACCAGUUUAUUGUUAUUCCUGAGAGAUUACCUUGUUUUGCCAAAACACUCCAACACUGUGUUCUAGAUGGAAUGGAGGAACUUGACGAAUUGAGAGAAGUUCUUAGUAAAGCUUGCUCUUUUCUUAAUGCCAUUGAAGCAUCAGAUAUUUCAGAAGAAAUUCUGGCAUCUAGGCCAACAAUCGGAAAAAAUAUUGUCGUUCCAUGGCACUUCCAACUGAAGAAACUGAAAUGGCUGCUGAGUUUGCCAGAAAAAGUAAUCAUGGCGUACUCUCAGCAGAUUUCACUGACGCCUAAAGACAGAUUAAUUUUACGGGAAAUUAUUGAAGUGUUGGAACCAUUUGAGGAUGCUACUGACUAUAUUCUUAAGAGUAGCACUGCCUCAGUAAGUUAUGUGAUCCCAUGUAUUCGGGGCUUGCAACACUUCCUACAGACGACAAGAGUACAACAUGUGACAAAGAUGGUUCAGCAGUUAAGCCAAUCAACCAUAACAUGGUUUGCUUCCUAUCAGUUUAACGAUACAUACUUACUAGCUGCAGUACUUGAUCCACGCUUUAAAUGUAACUGGUGUCAGGAAAAUGAUCUUAUAAAAUGCAUGCAGCUUCUUGAAGAGAAAGGAAAUCAAAUAAAUUCUUGUUUGCCAAAUGGAGUAACCAUUAAGAUGGAGGAGGCAGAAUCUGAAUCUACUCCAUCAAAAAAAAUGAAACUCUUUGAUUUCAUGACAGAAGGACCUGACAAAGCAUCAAGUUCCUCGGUCUCUCUAACACAAGAGAUAAAGAACUACAUCCAUGCAAGCAAUGUAAGUCUCAAUACAAGUACCUUAGACUACUGGUGCCAGAACAAAGACACAUACCCAACUCUAGCAAAGAUUGCUCAGAAUGUCUUAUGCAUUCCUGCAAUCUCAUGUAAGGCUGAAGAGAUGUUUGAAUCAGUAGAACAGAUCCUGCAACAGAGUGAUCAUCACAAUACGUCUGCUAAAACUUUUGAAGACUUGAUGUUUGUACAUUGUAAUAUGAAAACUUUCACUUCAAACACUUGAACUGUAUUGAAUGUUGUAAUUAGAUUUUAGAAAGUAGCACUCCAAAAUUUUGACAAGUAUUAUGUCUACAUUAUACAUGCCAUCAUAAGACUAUUUAUUUGCCAUUAACAUCUUACUUAUGAUUAUUACUGACCUUAUAAGUGGCUGGUAAUUGCCAAAAAUACAGGUAAUUUAAAAAAAUGAAAAAUUACAGUAAGAACAUAAAAUUGCAAAAAAACUUUUCCCUCCCCCCUACCCCACAUUAAAGAUAUACCUUAUUUCUGGGCUACAAUAGCUAAACAGUAUUCAGUUUUUUAGAAAGUUUAUGUUGAAUUUAGAACUAAAUAAAUAUUGAAUAUUUUUUGUAAACACACAGUACAUACCUAUAAAUUAUUACAUACGCGAGGUCUCACCACAAAAUGACACGCAUCGUUGGUGAAAUCAUAUUGAGAUAUUACACCAAA
This is a messenger RNA of Anneissia japonica, 2801 nucleotides long. RefSeq lists its product as uncharacterized. NCBI's taxonomy places the organism in Eukaryota, Metazoa, Echinodermata, Crinoidea, Comatulida, Comatulidae. The coding region runs from base 16 to 2358 and encodes 780 amino acids. The transcript has 3 exons. Gene Ontology annotation, molecular function: protein dimerization activity; DNA binding. The record is from RefSeq and is a predicted model, not a curated record.